This is a messenger RNA of Opisthorchis viverrini, 2373 nucleotides long. RefSeq lists its product as hypothetical. Lineage: Eukaryota; Metazoa; Platyhelminthes; Trematoda; Opisthorchiida; Opisthorchiidae. The transcript has a single exon. The coding region runs from base 34 to 2373 and encodes 779 amino acids. The record is from RefSeq and is a predicted model, not a curated record.
CUGGGAGAUCGCAACAGAUGCUCACCAGGACAUAUGUCGAAUAAUUCUGGCCAUCCAUUGACGUCUCCGAGGAGAAAACGGAGUCACGGAACCGUGUUGCGAAAGUUUACGAGCUGUUUUUGCGUGCAGCCGGAUUUGAGUCCACCGGAAAGUGGAAGGCAUGAUUUCAUCUUCAUACAUAAAGACCGGAACGAUUUGUCGGGAAACACGUCAAGAAUGACGAUGGCAAAGGGUGAUAGUGCGCUGUGUUUGCAAAAUAGAAGCGAACCAGAGCAUCCACCGAAUCCACGCAUCCAUCAGUCAUCGGAGCGGCCAUGUCCCCCAUUUAAAAAUACGGAUUCCAACAAGUUUGGAAGGGUAACGAACAAUGUUCAAGGCAUACAGAUCAUUCAUCCGGUCGGAGAAAGCCGUCAUUGCAACUUCAGGUUUUCUCGCGAUCCUUCAUCCUCCAAAGGUGACGAACAAAUCUCAAGUUGUACCGGGAUUCCGGUUAAUUCUGCGAGUACCGUGAGUUGUCCGGAAAAAUUGAAUAACGAUGUUUUUUUGUUUGGAGAUCGGUUGGAUCCCAUAUUUAUAGCCGCCAACGAAAUCGUCUCGGCCUCGAAAUCCCUAACAAAUGCUAUUGAAUCGCUAAAGAAGCAAGUUUGCUUCAAUGUUUCCAAGAAUGACGUUACCCGAAAGCAAAUGUUGGAACGCAUGAUUAUGGCACCUGGCGAAAAAUCCGAAUUAUCUACAGAUUACAACGUGAAAUCCCUUGAUAUUGCAGACACACUUUCAGACCUACCACCCUUAUCAGAAUCAGAAAAGUGUAAUCUGAUCAAUGCAGAUAACGUAUAUCAUUUCGCUAGACAUAACCCGCUUAUUUUAAUAGAGGAUUUGGACGCAGUGGAGCCGAUUCACCAAGAAUUUGGCCCAAAUAUAAAUUCGGAUACACUGCUCAAUAAGGACAACUAUCUGGUCCCUCCUGAAGAAGAUAAGGCAGCUAAAUCUUAUUACCCUGGAUUGUCGAGUACGGUUCCAACUUGUCUAGAUCGAACUACUUAUUCUUCGGUGUUAAAAAGAGGUGACAGUGUUUUCACACACGAAUCCCAUUCAAAUUGCCAAACACUUAUUACUUCCACGUUCCAACUGUUCUCUAAUGAAGAAACACAGGUCACCGAGUUCGAUGAAGCACUGACAACAGAUGAAGGCGAAAAUUCCUAUGAAUUCAAGACUGAUCAAACUGCACAGGAUCAGCUGUCUGCAGGAGAUCAGUCGCCUGCCGGCAAUAAACUGGAAUUAGAAGGGCUUCAAUCAGCGCCAUCGUUGACAAACGCGAUUCCGGGACUUCCUAAAGUUAUUCCGCGUAACCGACACCGAACGAUCCAGUUGCACUCCGACAAACUCAAAAACAUUGACUUAAGGUCUCCCAAACCACCUUCGGAAGAAAAAGCACAAACAACAGAGUUCACAUGUCUCACGUGGGAUACAAGCCCGACCAAUUCCAUAGGUGAUGGACGCCUUUUACCAGCCUGUGCUUCGAACGCUUCUGAGGUUAUCCAACCAAAAGAAGAAACGUGUGACCGUCCUAAUAACGCUUCAGUAGUACCAAAUACUAGAACGCUGCCUGUAAUCUUAGAUGCAGACGAUCUCUUGUUUGAGGUACAAUGCCAGCGGAAUAACCACAAUAAUAGACCACCUGCAAGCAUCGCUACCUCAGAAGACAAUAUUAGAAAUCCUAAUGAAAGUAACCCCUUGGAAAACCUUACUUUUUGUCAUGCAGUCGAACAGAGUCCCCACAAGUGGAACAUCACAAAUUCUGAGUGUUCUGCGCCAAGUAUAGCCACAAAAACUCAAACUUCUUCAAGCGAUUGUGGCAGCCCGAGUGUCCAAACCACUGCCCCCGCGGUUAGUUCACAACACCCCGAAAGCUCACGUGUUCAAAGAACAUACACUGGGCUGGCUAGAGUCAAUACACUCCCAAUCGUUGGUGCAGCACCCGAUGUGGAUCCGUUCACGACAGGAAACACAAGGAGUGAUGGCAGGGGUGACCUGAGCGAAUUUGAGCGACGCCGUCUUCUAUGGACUAGAAGAUCCGCCAGAAAUAGUGGUUUUAUGAGAAAUACCACAACACUAGAAUCAAAUAGCAGUCUUCCGGUUAAUGAUCUAAGAUUGGUUGAUGACGAAGUGUAUGAUGAAAUUUUAGAGGAGAUCCAGUUUCUCUUUGCCAACGAGAGCGAUAUGCGUGAACAAAGACGGCGAAUGCUAGGGGAGGACGAAGGCGAUGUGGUUGUUUCUGCUUCAGAAAACUACGUCCCCCCAGGAACCGGACUGUCAUCACUUAAUUCGGACCCCUGCAUAAUCUCCAUGCUAGCGGCAUCUCCUCACCGGUAG